Penicillium cinerascens is the source of this 1437-nucleotide messenger RNA. Its product is annotated as splicing factor ESS-2 family protein. Gene Ontology annotation, cellular component: catalytic step 2 spliceosome. The record is from RefSeq and is a predicted model, not a curated record. The coding region runs from base 1 to 1437 and encodes 478 amino acids. NCBI's taxonomy places the organism in Eukaryota, Fungi, Ascomycota, Eurotiomycetes, Eurotiales, Aspergillaceae. The transcript has a single exon.
AUGGCGUCCCCUCCGUCCCAAGCGCUAGCCAAGCGAUCGGAGGGUGGGCUCAUGCUUCCUCCUCCCGCUCCAAAAAGAAUCAAGCGGCCUGCCACCGUCCUCGACGAAGACGUCUACACCUCCGCCCUCUCCCACAUCAUCGCCCGCGACUUCUUCCCGGGCCUUCUAGAGACCCAGGCCAAGCAGGAGUACCUCGAUGCCCUGGAAUCGAAGGAUAAAGAAUGGAUUACAAGCUCCAAGAAGAGGCUGGCCAGCGUCAUGCGCACCCCGACGCCUGGCUCGAAUGCGCGCCGAAAGACAGAUUCUGGGUCUGUCACUGGCACGCCGCAGCAUUUGCCCGGUCUAGCAGAUGAGACUCCCCGUGGCUGGGGAGGGGACACGCCUAUGUCGGUUGCUUCAACUGCCACUGAAAGAAAGGAUCAGGAGAUUCCUGAUGUCUCGAAUAUGGGCUUGCUUGCCUUUCAGGCGAAGUACACCAGUGAGGAUAACGAGUCCUUUAACAAGGUUCUGGAUAAGCAGAAUGCGAAGAAGAGAGAGAAGUACGCUUGGCUCUGGAAUCAGAAUAAGGUCCCCUCUGCGCGGCAAAUCGCCCAUCACCAGCGUGAAAUAAAGCGUAUAACUGCUCAGGGUGGCAACCCGGAGACUGCCCUGAUCAAAAAAGACGACUCGGCGCCAGUGAUCAAGACAGACCUUAAUGCACGACCUGCCAGGCCGGAUAGCUGGAACUUUCGCCCGGACAACACACUCAUGUUUCUCCCGUCCUCGGUCGAGGAUGAGCAUGAAACGCUCCACCAAAAGGCAGAGGCAUCCUCUCGCGCAGGUCCAAAGCGGACAUUGUACCAGAACACACGGCUCCUAGACGUCGAUGCCGCAGCCGCCGCCGACGCAACAAAGAGCGUCCCACAAUCACCGUCUCUCUCGGCAAUCCAGGACGCAAUCGCCGGCCGUCCACGGCUCAGCGAAUCCGAGGCGGCAUCCGCAGUACCAGGCGGCGAAACACCCCGCGUAAAUGGCUACGCGUUUGUCGACGAAGACGAACCCGAACCCGAACCUGUAUCCUCAGAUUCUCUCGAAGCCGACUGGCGCCUCCUCGGAUCCAGCGAUUCCACCCCAAAUCCCUUCCAAAUUGGCGAAACCCGCAAACGUGAAGCACUACACCAUCGCAUGGUCGAUCGUGUCGCGCGGAAUAAACGCGCUGAAAAGGCCGCCCGCACUACCAAAACACCCAUCUCGACUCCGCGCUUCGCCAGUAGUCCGCGCAUCGACUUCGGCCUGCGUUCCACUCCGACUGCCCCGGGCUCGGGUUCUGGCUCGAAAAUGCUGACUCCUGCUGCGCAGAAACUGUUGAGUCAGGUUGGGAGUACGCCAAGGGCUUCAGGGUCAAAGUCGAAGUCGGGAUUAGGGAAUAUGUGGACUCCCACACCGCGACGGAAGUGA